Messenger RNA from Symbiodinium necroappetens, 868 nucleotides. NCBI's taxonomy places the organism in Eukaryota, Dinophyceae, Suessiales, Symbiodiniaceae. The record is from the annotation of a GenBank genome assembly.
GAUCAUACCGAUGGACCGGUUGCAGCCGGGCGCGAUGGAGGCUUUAGCCGCUGUGGAACUUGAACUCCGAUUCCUCCUCGAAAUCCCAAAAGAGAUGACAACGGCCACCAGUUUGAAUGUGUCAAGCAAGAUCCUUUCGUUUGCAGUCACAGGUCCGGCUCGAUCAGGACAGCUCGGCAGUGCUGAGAGGCGUUUGCUGGGCAGUGCUGAGAGCACCUGGGAGGAUCCCAGCGACCUCAUCUUGCGCUUGAGGGACAAGGCAACUCGCAGAAGCCCCUUGUUGUGGCAAGUUCUGGACCCCGUCGGUGUACCUCUCGCCUUUGCCAGCAUCAGCAUUGAAACCCAACGCAUCUCGCGGGUUGCCAUCAUUGAGAAGGAAGUGGACGACAAGGAGGCAGAUGUCGUUGUCGUUGUGGUCAUAGCCUCGCUGUGUUCGACCUUGCUUUGCAUGGUGCUGGGCUUCGGUCUGUUCAAGCGGUUCAUGAAUAAGUGCGGCAGUCCGAACAAGAUGGGUGCGCGAAAAGCUGACUGCAUUCAGGAUUUGCAGGACAUUGACGUCAGUGAGGCGACACAGGAUGAGGACGAACAUGCAGAUCCACCAGUCGAAUUUGCUGUAGACCAUGGCCGAGGUGGACAUGGUGUUGAGGACCAGCAAAGCUACCCCUCGCAACACCAUGACGCGUCCGCCUCAGCCGUGCAUCCCAUGUUAUCUUUUCCAACCCUUGAAUGCUGCAUAUCUUAUCGUUUCUCGGCGGGGUUGACAUUCAAGAUUAAAGACGUAGUCUACCCAACUAGGAAGAGACUAAAUCAGUGCUGUACUGUUUCAACUGUUUCUGUGUUCCAAGUACCAAGUCAGUGCUCAGUAUGA